Molecule: messenger RNA, 3128 nt
Organism: Piliocolobus tephrosceles (Ugandan red Colobus)
Lineage: Eukaryota; Metazoa; Chordata; Mammalia; Primates; Cercopithecidae
Gene: CPT2
Product: carnitine palmitoyltransferase 2
Exons: 5
Coding region: 539-2518 (659 amino acids)
Biological process (GO): fatty acid beta-oxidation
Cellular component (GO): mitochondrion
Molecular function (GO): carnitine O-palmitoyltransferase activity
Source: RefSeq, a predicted model, not a curated record
UCAUAUCUAGAAUUUUGGGAGGUACGUUGAAUCAUUAAGAUCUAUCUACUUCUUAGGUGAGGAAAUAGAGGUUUAAAAUUUAGUCCACAGUCUCGCAGGGAUGGAGCCUGGAUCAAAUUUUGGGUUAUCAGAUUCCACACACAGUUCUUAGCUUUUCUUUUUUUUUUUUUUUUUCAGCUCCAAUUUCCGUCUUGCUCCAGAAAAGGGGAAGGAGCGGCUGCGGAUCUCUGUCUCCCGCCUCCUAGGGAAGGGAAGGGAGACCAGCGGUGCGGAGGCUGGGGCCCCCUUCUGGGUGGGGCCUAGUGGUGGGCGGGGCCUGGCAGUGGGCGGGGCCUGGCAGUGGGCGGCCCCUGUCCGGAAGGGGCCAGUCCGGGGCGGAGCCGACGCCCUUACAGGGGCCGGAAGUGGCCUGCGGGAGGAGGAGUAGUGGGUUCAGAGUCCUGAAGCAGUGUCCCGGGCCCUAAGGGGCGACGGCGGUCUUGUCUUUAAACUCCAGAACUACCCGUUUGCCGCGUUCUCGCCGCCGCAGGCUCCCGGGAUGAUGGUGCCCCGCCUGCUGCUGCGUGCCUGGCCCCGGGGCCCUGCGGUUGGUCCGGGAGCCCCCAGUCGGCCCCUCAGCGCCGGCUCCGGUCCCGGCCAGUACCUGCAGCACAGCAUCGUGCCCACCAUGCAUUACCAGGACAGCCUGCCCAGGCUGCCUAUUCCCAAACUUGAAGACACCAUUAGGAGAUACCUCAGUGCACAGAAGCCUCUCUUGGAUGAUGGCCAGUUCAGGAAAACAGAACAAUUUUGCAAGAGUUUUGAAAAUGGGAUUGGAAAAGAACUGCAUGAGCAGCUGGUUGCUCAGGACAAACAGAAUAAACAUACAAGCUACAUUUCAGGACCCUGGUUUGAUAUGUACCUAUCUGCUCGAGACUCCGUUGUUCUGAACUUUAAUCCAUUUAUGGCUUUCAAUCCUGACCCAAAAUCUGAGUAUAACGACCAGCUCACCCGGGCAACCAACAUGACUGUUUCUGCCAUCCGGUUUCUGAAGACACUCCGGGCUCGCCUUCUGGAGCCAGAAGUGUUCCAUUUGAACCCUGCAAAAAGUGACACUGACACCUUCAAGAGGCUUAUACGCUUUGUGCCUUCCUCUCUGUCCUGGUAUGGGGCCUACCUAGUCAAUGCAUAUCCCCUGGAUAUGUCCCAGUAUUUUCGGCUUUUCAACUCAACUCGUUUACCCAAACCCAGUCGGGAUGAACUCUUCACUGAUGACAAGGCCAGACACCUCCUGGUCCUAAGGAAAGGAAAUUUUUAUACCUUUGAUGUCCUGGAUCAAGAUGGGAACAUUGUGAGCCCCUCAGAAAUCCAGGCGCAUCUGAAGUACAUUCUCUCAGAGGGCAGCCCCGCCCCCGAGUUUCCUCUGGCAUACCUGACCAGUGAGAACCGAGACAUCUGGGCAGAGCUCAGGCAGAAGCUGAUGAGUAGUGGCAAUGAGGAGAGCCUGAGGAAAGUGGACUCAGCUGUGUUCUGCCUCUGCCUAGAUGACUUCCCCAUUAAGGACCUUGUCCACUUGUCCCACAACAUGCUGCAUGGGGAUGGCACAAACCGCUGGUUUGAUAAAUCCUUUAACCUCAUUAUCGCCAAGGAUGGCUCUGCUGCUGUCCACUUUGAGCACUCUUGGGGUGAUGGUGUGGCAGUGCUCAGAUUUUUUAAUGAAGUAUUUAAAGACAGCACUCAGAUCCCUGCCAUCACUCCACAGAGCCAGCCAGCCACUGCUGACUCUACUGUCACUGUGCAGAAACUCAACUUCAAGCUGACUGAUGCCUUAAAGACUGGCAUCACGGCUGCUAAGGAAAAGUUUGAUGCCACCAUGAAAACCCUCACUAUCGACUGCCUCCAGUUUCAGAGAGGAGGCAAAGAAUUCCUAAAGAAGCAGAAGCUGAGUCCUGAUGCAGUUGCCCAGCUGGCCUUCCAGAUGGCCUUCCUGCGGCAGUACGGGCAGACAGUGGCCACCUACGAGUCCUGUAGCACUGCCGCAUUCAAGCACGGCCGCACUGAGACCAUCCGCCCAGCCUCCAUCUAUACAAAGAGGUGCUCUGAGGCCUUUGUCAGGGAGCCCUCCAGGCACAGUGCUGGCGAGCUUCAACAGAUGAUGGUUGAAUGUUCCAAGUACCAUGGCCAGCUGACCAAAGAAGCAGCAAUGGGCCAGGGCUUUGACCGACACUUGUUUGCUCUGCGGCACCUGGCAGCAGCCAAAGGGAUCAUCUUGCCUGAGCUCUACCUGGACCCUGCAUACGGGCAGAUAAACCACAAUGUCCUGUCCACGAGCACGCUGAGCAGCCCAGCAGUGAACCUUGGGGGCUUUGCCCCCGUGGUCUCUGAUGGCUUUGGUGUUGGAUAUGCUGUUCAUGGCAACUGGAUAGGCUGCAAUGUCUCUUCCUACCCAGGCCGCAAUGCCCGGGAGUUUCUCCAAUGUGUGGAGAAGGCCUUAGAAGACAUAUUUGAUGCCUUAGAAGGCAAAUCCAUCAAAAGUUAACUUCUUGGCAGAUGAAAAGCUACCAUCACUUCCUCAUCAUGAAAACUGGGAGGCUGGGCAUGGUGGCGUAUGCCUGUAAUCCCAGCACUUUGGGAGGCUGAGAUGGGUGGAUCACUUGAGGUCAGGAGUUUGAGACCAACCUGGCCAACACGGUGAAACCUCAUCUCUACUAAAAAUACAAAAACUAGCUGGGCAUGGUGGCAGGUGCCUAUGAUCCCAGCUACUUGGGAGGUUGAAGUAGAAUUGCUUGAACCCAGGAAGUGGAGGUUGCAGUGAGCUGAGAUUGCACCACUGCAUUCUGGCCUGGGCAACAGAGCGAGACUGUGUUCUGUCAAACAAACAAAAAAGAAAAAAAAAUUGGGGCCUGUGUAGCCAGUGGGUGCUAUUCUGUGAAACUAAUCAUAAGCUGCCUAGGCAGCCAGCCACAGGCUUGAGCUUUAAAAUCAUGGUUUUAAAGCUAAACGUGUAAUUUCCACGUGGGACUAGAUCACAACUAAAGAUAACACGAGAUUUCAGUUUUAAGGGCAUUUAAUCAGGAGGAAAGGUUUGGAAAACUAACUCAGGUGUAUUUAUUGUUUAAGCCAGAAAUAAAGUUUAAUUUUUGCUUGAA